CGAGGUGACUGCGGCGUCGCGCGGCACUGACGUCACGUGUCGGCCCGGCCACGCUUGCGCACUGCGGAUCCGACGCUGAUGCAAGAAAUUUUUCGGCGCAGCGGCGACUGAUCGAGUGACAAAAAGUUGCCAAAUUUGAGCCGGUUUUCAGCCCGCAGCCAUGUCAGGAGACGAGAUGAUAUUCGACCCCAACAUGACCAAGAAGAAAAAGAAGAAGAAGAAGCCCUUCAUGCUCGAUGAGGACGGAGGAGACGGGCUGGCAGGAGAGGAGGCCAAGGAGGUGGAGACCAAGGAGGUGGAACCAGAGGGGGGAGACGACAAGGAGCUGGACCUCGACGAGGAUGAAGGGAGGAAGAAAGAGCCGUCUGAUGAUCUAGAUGACCUGAACUUCUUCAACCAGAAGAAAAAGAAGAAGAAACCGAAGAAAGUAUUUGAUAAUGACAUUGAGGAGGGAAUAAAGGAGCUGAAAAUUGAAGGUGAGCAGACGGAGGCGAUGGAGGAGGACGAUCUGGACCUCAUGCUUCCUGCCAAGAAGAAGAAGUCAAAGAAAGUCGACUUUGAGGAGGGAGAAGUCCUGGAGAAAGACGACGCUUUAGAAGACGAUGAGGGGAAGAACAACGACGGCAUUUCAUUCAGCUCCUCCACAGGACCGGCUUGGGCUGGCUCUGAAAGAGACUACACCUAUGAUGAGCUGCUGAACCGAGUCUUCAACAUCAUGCGAGAGAAGAACCCCGACAUGGUGGCCGGAGAGAAGAGGAAGUUCGUCAUGAAGCCUCCUCAGGUGGUCCGAGUGGGAACCAAGAAAACCUCCUUCGUCAACUUCACAGACAUCUGUAAACUGUUGCAUCGUCAGCCAAAACAUCUCCUGGCUUUCCUGUUGGCUGAGCUGGGAACAAGUGGUUCCAUAGACGGAAAUAACCAGCUCGUCAUCAAGGGCAGAUUUCAACAGAAACAGAUAGAAAACGUCUUGAGAAGAUAUAUCAAGGAAUACGUGACGUGUCACACCUGCCGCUCCCCAGACACCAUCCUGCAGAAGGACACUCGUCUGUAUUUCUUGCAGUGCGAGACGUGCCACUCCCGCUGCUCCGUCGCCAGCAUCAAGACCGGCUUCCAGGCUGUCACGGGCAAGAGGGCACAGCUCCGCGCCAAAGCCAACUAAACGCCACCUAACCCGGGCUCCCCUCCUCUCCGGCACUGCCCUCAUUCCCCAGCGGGGCCGGAGCUGGGGCGGGACGUCCCCCUGAUUUGCUAACUGGACUCUCUGAAUCGGACUGUGGGAGUGGGUUUGGCUGUUGUUGAGCUGCGUUGAGGCCGGACCAGGCAGGGAGUGAGAGAGUUUCUACAGCUGAGAGGCUUUGCAGAAGAGAUGUGGUUUUACAGGCACCGUAAGGCAGAUGAUGUGUACUUAACAUGCAUUGUUGUUGAUGUCGUCCGACUGAUCAACCGCGCCCCCAUCCUCAUCUCUAGAUAUUUUUUUUUUCUUCAGUUGCUGUGAUUUUUGAUUCUUUGUUCCUUCCAGAGAAUCCCUAAUUUUUGUUCCAUUGAACGCUUCCCACAUAUCAGUUUGGAUAUGAAUAUCACAUUGAAUAUGUAACACUGUUCCCAAAGUUGACCUAAAUUUCAGUUUAGUAGCUCUGAUAACUCUAGCCUUAUGAUUCAGUCAUUUUCUUUAUCAGUGUUUUAGUUUCAAGCUCAACAUUUUGUUACUUGACCUGAAGGUUGAGCGCCUGUUUCUGGUAUUGCAGUGCGCUACAGUACAAGAAUACCAGUGCAAAAACGUGUCUGAAAACGAAAGUCCUCUUCCCUAGCUUAUCAAACGGAAAACUCUGAGUCACCAGGCUAGAGUGUUCAUGAUAGAGAGGUUCGUCACUGUAACUAGCCUCUGGCAGGCUUCUGAUGCAGGCCUAUUUUGGAUUAUCAUUUUAUCAAAGCAUCCCAGGUGACAGAGUUAAACUACUUGGGGUUGAGCAGGAUGAAAACACUUAUUCAAACUUUAAAGACUUUAAUGGACAUGUAGCGCGUGAGAAAGAAAUAGAAAUCCUACAGAGUGUUUGAGUGCUUCUAUGGCAUUGAUGAGCAUUUGUGUUAUCUGUUUUUUUUUUUUUUUCUUUGACUUCUUCCUCUGCAGUUUAGAUCAACAAAUUCUACCUUGGGGGAGAUUUAAUUCGAUGUGAAACUGUGAAAAAAAUCGACUUUUCUGAAGCUAGUUUUGUCACGAGAAUCUGGUUUCUUAAGAUAACGCCAGCUGGGAGAUCGCUCACGCAAAUGCCAAGACCCAAGUGCUUUGCUCUAACUCGUCACUCUGCCCUCCUACACGACAAGCUAAUUCUGAGCAGGCACCUCAGGUCAGACCCCCAUGACACAUUUGUUUUCACAUGGGAUCCAAGAAACCAACACCACAAGCAAGCCAGGAAAUGAAGAGAUUGCAUCCAGUGUGUGAGCGAACAUUAAUUUGAUCAGUUAAAUUACAGUACAACUUGUUUGUUUUUGUUGAAGAUAUUUUCAAUCUUACAACAUGUUGUCACCAAAUAGUAAGACUUCAGAGGAUAAAAUUACAGAUUGAGUGCUCUAUUAGACCUCUACCCAAAAAUAAAAAUAAAUAAAAUAUAUGGAUGUGAAACUUUUGGAAUGAAACUCCUCACAUAGAAAUGGUUUUGGUUCUGCUCUUGUCUGAGAAGCAUGUGGAUAGCAAGAUCUCACUGGAGUAAUUUUAAACCUGGUUUUUACAAAAAUAAAAUCUUCAACUCUCUCUCUCCCA
Molecule: messenger RNA, 2758 nt
Organism: Myripristis murdjan (pinecone soldierfish)
Lineage: Eukaryota; Metazoa; Chordata; Actinopteri; Holocentriformes; Holocentridae
Gene: eif2s2
Product: eukaryotic translation initiation factor 2, subunit 2 beta
Exons: 9
Coding region: 161-1159 (332 amino acids)
Biological process (GO): translational initiation; formation of translation preinitiation complex
Cellular component (GO): eukaryotic translation initiation factor 2 complex
Molecular function (GO): translation initiation factor activity; mRNA binding; translation initiation factor binding
Source: RefSeq, a predicted model, not a curated record